CCGGAACGGCCCGGGACAGGGGGCGGCGGGCCCCGCGCUUCCCGGGAGGCCGGCUUUUCCAGAGGGGACCGGGGGCCCCCUCUUCACCAGCACUUCCUAAAUGUACAUCUCACAGGGCAGCCCAAAGAGCAGAAAGGGGACCUGGCCAGAGGCAAAAGGCCAAAAUCAGGAGCUUCUCCUCUGCAAAGACCCAAGAAUGGAACAGCCUCUGCCCAGAAAAUCCCCUUUCUGGGGUCCUGUGAAGGUAGGAACCUCUCUGCUCUAGCUCUGCAUCCUGGAGAUGGCCUCACCCAAGGUUGCAGUGGUGGGUGCGGGAGUCAUCGGCCUGUCCACAGCACUGUGCAUCACAGAGACUUGUCCCAGCUGCUCUGUGACAGUCCUUUCGGACCAGUUCAGCCCCAACACAACGAGUGAUGUGGCAGCUGGGAUGCUCAUCCCUCACACCUACCCAGACACACCGAUCCACAGGCAGAAGCAGUGGUUCAAAGAGACCUUCACUUACCUUUUUGCCAUCAGCAACUCAGCCGAGGCAUCAGAGGCUGGCAUUCACCUGGUUUCUGGUUGGCAGGUCUUUAAAAGCACUCCCAAAGAAGAGCUACCUUUCUGGUCAGAUAUUGUGCUGGGAUUUCGAGCAAUGUCUGAAGCAGAACUCCUAAAGUUCCCACAGCACCAAUUUGGUCAGGCCUUUACAACCCUCAAAUGUGACUGCCCACCCUACCUGCUGUGGCUGGAGAAAAGGUUGAAGGCAACUGGCACCCAGAUGUACACCAGGAAAGUGGCAGACUUGUGGGAACUGCACAGUGAAUAUGACAUCGUCGUCAACUGCGCAGGCAUUGGAGCUCACCAGCUGGUGGGGGACAAGCAGCUCUUCCCUGUCAGGGGACAAGUACUCAAGGUUCAUGCUCCUUGGGUGAAACACUUCAUCCGGGAUGGAGAUGGCUUAACUUACAUCUACCCAGGGAUACACAGGGUGACCCUAGGGGGAACCAGGGAAGAGGGGAGCUGGAGUCUCUCCCCUGAUGAUGGCACUACUAGAGACAUCUUUGAUAGAUGCUGCUCCCUUGAGCCCUCACUGCAUGGAGCUCAGGAUAUCCAGGUGAAGGUGGGCCUGAGGCCGUCCAGGCAGUGUGUGAGAGUGCAAAGAGAGGUUUUGAGCCAAGGAGGAGUUAAGCUCCCAGUGGUCCACAACUACGGUCAUGGGGCAGGUGGCUUUUCAGUGCACAGGGGCACAGCCAACGAGGCUGCUCACCUGGUGGAAGAGUGCAUUUCUGCUCUGCAAGGCUCCUCAUUGAGGGCCAAGCUUUGAAUCCCAGAUGCUCCUUUUCUGUUUACAGCUAGUGCUGCAUCUCCUAGCAGCAGCUUGAUCUUUUAGUCCAUUACCGUAUAGAAGGGAACUAAGUCAACAGCUUGUUCCAGUGCAGAUACUCAGUGGUAUCUUCUAUCACCUUGGAAAGGCAUAAUGUGUUGUUCCAAGUAUUAGUCCAGCUGAUCGUCUCCUCCAUCUGCCCUGGCAUUUGUCCUAGCCUCAUGUGAAGAAGACAAGAUACAUAAAUACUCUUCACAUAACAGGGUUCAAAUUGCUGCAGUGUAGUACAAAUAACAUCAAUUCAGCAUUUCUGCAUCUGCAUCUAAAGGGUGUCAGAUGCAGUAGGCUCAGAUUCAGUAAAAAUAAGUUGUCUCCUCUUGUACCAAAUCUAAUCUAGAAUUGCCCUUGUUUAUCAUUGUCUAUAUGAUUUAGAAGGAAAAGAAAACUCCAUGUAGUGCCUCAUUACAAUGCUUCAGGUCAGCUCUUACAGAAAGCAGUGUUAGGUCACUGUCACACACAGUGACCAGGCAAGUGUGAUUUUAAGAGCAGGUCUAUGAUACCCAUCACUGCAUUUGCUCAUAUUGCACCUCAGGGAACUUACAGUUUCUGCUAAUAUUGCCCCACAUGAGCUACAGUUUUGUGCAUAUUUUCUCACACUAGUUUGCAAAUCUGUUUUCUUCCUUCAAGGCACUCAGAUUUUGCUCUCAGACACCAGUGAUUUCCCCCCAUCUCCUCCCCUCUUCCCCCACACAGCAACAUUGAUAUGGCCUUUGUUUUGUUGAAGAGGAUUUUUCGGAGUGGGCUUGGGAAUGCAACAUAUCUUUUCUACUUCAUAACAACACUGGCUGUUUUCCUUGCAACAGCUGAUAUGAAUAAAUUGGAGACAAACCUACAAGGAUUUUUACACCAGCAUCAGUUUCAUAGAAGAGCCAUUUAAGACAAGAUACACACUUUAAAGAAAAAUUUGUCUGUAACUGGACAUGAGCAAGCUCUUCUGCUGUAAAAAGGCUGAGUCACCAGAGCGCGGAUCUUUUCACUCCGUGGCAGAGGCUCUGUUGGGCUUUACACCCCCCUCAGCAAUUCAAGCCCUUUGAUGUGUCUGAAGAUAAUCACUCCCCAGAAUGGCAUCUUACCAUCAAAGUACAGGUCUGACUCUUAGUGAUUAAAUGCCUCAUUAAAUCUUAAAUGGCUCACUUGAGAGUGUUAUCAUCCAUUUUUGUCUAGCUUUUUUUCCCAUAGAAUUACAAAACUAUUCAAAAUCCUUCAAUAAUUUCAGUGAUUAAAAUUAACUGAUAAAUAAAUUUCUAAUAGUGGAGCAAAGGUCACUUCUGUAGUGUUUCCUUUCAUAAGCAAGGGAUUUUCUUUCAUUUGGGAUGGCAAGAAAGGCCACAUUCAGCCAUGGCUGCCAACUCUUGCUGUUCUCAGGGGGGAUGAGGACAGUUAUCAUUUGCAAGGGACAGCUGUCAGAGGAAACCAAAUUAAAUUAUAGGUCAAUAAGUGCCUGGGACCAGCCUAAGCCAGCCCUGCCUUCAGCAGCCUCAUCCUCUUUUUCUCAGUUCUGAAGGCUAAUUUUGCAUUCCCCCCUCCAUCCCCCCCAUUUGUCCUUUCCAGUGGUAUGAGAGGACAGAGCUGCAGCUUUUGGCAGCAGUGUUGGCAUAGGGCUUGUCAAACUGCAGCUUUGUCCUCAGCUAACACAAAACAUAAAAAUACAUGGAAAAAGAACUUAAGAAUGGAUUCUUUUUUCUUAAUCUUUAUUUUAAGCUUAAAAAUAGCAAACUGUGUAACUUACCCUGGAGCAAGAAACACUACUACUAAUAAUAGGGUGAUCGUAGCUCCAUAAAAAAAGCAAAGCUAUGCUUGUGCACUUCUCUGCAGGGCGAUGGUGUUCUUCUAAAAUUGUCUGGUUGAUACAGUGUCAGAAUAGGUUUGGCUGCAAAGUUUAUCUGUCUGGUGUCCUAGCUCUGCUCAUGGCCAGCAGAGGAGACAGCCACUUCUAGCCUAGGAUCUUCCUCAUCUGAGGGGUGGCUUAGUGUUUCAGAUGAUUUAUCUUCCACACAGUUGUUGACUUGCUUCUAAAACCAUUCUAAACCAAACAUCCUGUGAAAACAGGUUCUAAAAAGGCAGAAACUUCUUUGUCUAGGAGCAGAACUUGUUGCCUUCAACUUUGUCUUGAACCUGAAAACAUCAUCUGAUGCCAUUUUCUUGCAUGUUAGGAGAGGUAGUGACUCCACAGGCCAUUUGAGUUUAGAAAGCUCCAACAUAUUCUCUCUCAGAGUCUUCUUCCCCCACCUGGGAGUAUCUUGGUUUACAUAAUACAUAACUUCCUCACUUUCACAAGCCCUGGUCCUCAUGGGGACAUACCUAUUGGAGAAGACAGCGCAGUAAAGCAUAAGCAAUCCAAGAGGUUCCUUCUCCAAGUGACAGAGCAGCCAAGAAGGCAAGGUGCUAUGCUGGACCCUGUUCUUGCCAACAAGGAGGGGCUGGUGUCCCAAGUGAAGUUAUUUCUCAGGGGUCAGCUUUCUUAAACAGCUGGUGCUGUUUAAAAUCUUUGUCAGUGACACAGACAUUGAGAUCAAGGGCACCCUCAGCAAGUUUGCCAAUGACACCAAGCUGUGUGGUGGACACACUGGAGGGAAGGGAUGUCAUCCAGAGGGACCCUGGCAGGUUUGACAGGUGGGACUUCGCAAACCUUGUCAUGUUCAACAAGGCCAAGUGCAAGGUCCUGUUUCUGGGGUGGGGCAAUCCCAAACACAAAUACAGGCUGGGUGGAAAAUGGACUGAGCAGCCCUGAGGAGAAGAACCUGGGGGUGUUGGUUGAGGAGAAGCUCAACGUGACCCAGCAAUGUAUGUGCUCAGAGCCCAGAGAGCCAACUGUAUCCUUGUCUACAUUGCAAAGAGUGACCAGCAGGUGGAGGAAGGUGAUUCUGCUCCUCUGCUCUGCUCUUGUGAGACCCUACCUGGAGUGCUGCAGCCAGCUCUGGGGCCCACAACAUAAGAAGAAAAUGCACCUGGUGGAGAGAGUCCAGAGGAGAUAAUGAUCAGAGGGCUGGAGAACCUCCCCUAUGUACACAGGCUGAAAGAGCUGGGGUUUUUCAGCCUGGAGAGGAGACAGCUCUGGGGAGACCUUACAGCACCUUCCAGUACCUAGAGGGGGCUUACAAGAGUUGGAGAGACUUUUUGCAAGGGCAUGUAGUCAGGACAAGGAGGAAUGGCUUUUAAAUGAAAGCGGGUGGAUUUGGAUUAGAAAGAAGUUCUUCACUUUGAGGAUGGUGAGGCCCUGGCACAGGUUGUCUAGAGAUGUGGGUGCCUUAUACCUGGAACUAUUCAAGGCCAGGUUAAAUGGGGCUUUAAGCAGCCUGAUCUAAUAGAAGGUGUGCCUGCCCAUGCCAGGGGGUGUAACUAGAUGAUCUUUAAUAUCCCUUCUAACAGAAACCAUUCCAUAACUCUCUUCCCUUUAUAAUGUAUACAAAUGCUUUAUAGUCAUUAAUAAGCAUUUAAGUGUCAAUGAGAUAUCUGUUCUGAGUAGUACUAGCACUUUCAGAGGCCAUGGUAGAGUCAGUCUUCCUCCCAGCUCAGCCAGGUGUUUUUCUCUGCUUCAUCAUGAGAUGGGUUUUGCCACUCCUUGAGGCAGUUUGCGUUUUACUGCCUUGAACAGACUGGUACCACCAGCAGAUCGGUCAUUUGCCUGUCUGAUGGGUCUGUGGAUGAACACUGGCCCUACCACAAUCCCUCUAAGAUGCAAUUGGUGGCUUCUCUCCACUGUGAAGAAUGGAUGAUUUAUCCUUACCUUGUCUCUCUAUCCUGUAUGCAGUUGCUGACUCAUGAGAGGAUCUUCCCACUUAUCCCAUGCCAGAUUAGCUUCUUAAUGGGUCCUUGGUGACAGAUGUUGUUAAAGGCUUUCCAGAAGCUGAGCAGAUCACAGUGAGCGGAUUGCUCUCAUCUGCAGCUUCACAGUUUCCUCUGAAGCUGUCAGAGGGUGGUGGUGCACAGCUUCAUAGGUUCUCACUGCAAAGCUCUGCCAAUUCUCCCCUCUUAGUCUCUGUCUCUCCUUGCAACUAUUCUGUUACUAUGGCUUUUGCUGUUUGCUUGCCACUGGUGUCAGAUUUAAUGGUUUGCAUUUCUCUAGAUCCCUUACAGUGCUUAAAAGAAAACAGUAUCACUUGCCAUCCUCUUUUUUCUUCAGCUGUUUUAAGUAAAGGCUUAUAAACAGGCUCUUACAGUGCAACAAUUUCCAUCAGCAUUCCUUAAAAACUCACAAGCGAGUAACAUCUGCUUUUCAUGAAUUUGUUACUAUUCCUUGCAUUUAUUCGUUCUAAAGUCUCAUCUAAUGACCCUUCAAUCUGAGGCAGCUUCCCUGCAUUAUCCCUUUAACAAAUGGUUCUGCCAUGGGAAUUUCACUAAGCUUUUCUGCGCUGAAUGCAGACACAUGUAAUCUGUUUAGCUGUUGUGUUAGGAUGUGUUUUCUCUCAAACUCCUUUGCCGCCCUGAUCACUUGAUGACUAGACACCCUGGACACCUCCAGAGCCCUCCAGCAGGCUCCCUCCUCCUGCUAGGAGAGAGGAGGCUUUUUGUCUAGUAACUAGUUUCCUCAAAAUAUUUUUUUAGUCUUCCUUUCCAUUUCUGCUUUUAAUUUGACACAGUUCAUGUCCUUUUCCUAAUGUGGAGGGGAUGUAUUUUGGUUCUUUCCCAUGUAAUUUUUAUCAUGCUAUUACAAUGACCCGGUAAUUAUCUUCCUUCUGAAAUAUGUCUGAUAUUUCAGACUUGUGGUUAUAAAGAUGUCAAAAUGGCACCUUUAAACAAAUGUCAUCAUGAUUCUCUGCUCCUCCCCAGUUUCUAGCUUGAAAUUCUUUUUUAAAUCUUACUCCUUCUCACAGAGGUUUUCUCCCUGAUUAAAGUCAUGCCACAAAAAGAUCGAGCAUUCUAUUCAGAAAUGUCAUCUUUUUGUUCCAAAAGCUUUCAAUUUGCCAAGAAGAUGCCCUAAGAUUUGGGGAAUAAUUGAACAUCCUUCCAUUAUGCUUCCCUAGGCAUGUAAAAUUUAAAUAAUCUUAUAUCUUAGAUACAUAGUGAUACUGCCCUGUGCCAGCUGUACACCUCCCCACAAAGGGGAGUCACGCUUUCAGUGCCUUCAGGCCAGCUCACUGACACUGACUGCUUUCAGGCAGUUGAAGUUUGUUGAGAUGAGUCCUGUCUUGAUCCAGCUGCCCAGCCCCAGGUGUCAGCCUCUGGCAAUAUCUCAUCAGCCAUCCCUGAGUUUCUGCUCCUCACCCAAGACUCAUGCCAGGAGCUGAAGCAAAGCUGUGGCCUCUGUUACCUCUCCAGCUCCAGCUGAAGCUGAGCUGGCAGCUGAGGAAUUUUCAAAAGUCCAUUUUGAUCUUAAAUCUCUCUGUGCUGCCUCAUCAGCUCCGCAGUUUUCAUCUGAAAUCACAGAACAAGUGUCAGAGAAAUACUCACACAUGGGAGAGGAUUAACAGUGGAAGGUUCAUUAAAUCUCCCUGACCUCCCCAUGCUGAUGAAAGGUGUCUUGAAAGAAAGACUUAGCUGUCACCUGGGCAAAGCAUUUUAUCCCUCUGCUGUUCCUUAAGCCCAUGCAUGUCUGGACAUAAGUUAUCCAAACUGUGCUUGAGUAUUUCCUCCUUAUCCACACUUUCUGAUCUACAUUGAAGAGGCACCCCUGGCAGAUGGCAACCAAUCUGUCAUACUCACAUGGAACUUCAAAGGUGUAAUUGUGGUAUAGAAAGAGAAUGAUUAUAUUUUGAGACAUUUUUAUCAAUCCUUGUGAUUCCAGAGAGCAGAUGGGAUGUGUGAUGGAUUUUAGAGCUUGAGCACAAAAUAAUAGUUUUCUGCAAUGGGGAAUUUUGUUGAUUUUCUUCACAGAAACAAUGCCAUAAAGUCAUAUUGUCUUGAUGUAGGCUUUUGCCUCUGUUUAAAACAAAUUUCUGGAAAAUGCAGGAAAUUUUUCAUUCACCAUUCAUUACCAUUCUCUUCAAGUCAAGGACUAUUUGAGAUAAAUUGCAAAUUCAUUAGGAAUAAAUGUAGCAAUUAGAGAUAACAUCAAGGCCUGGACCGAGAUUUUUAUUGUUUUCACAGCAAUCAAGUGACUAUUGUUACGUUGUCCGCUGCUCUGUUCCCUGCUUUCCACCAGAGGGAGAUAUUGGAUCAAGCAGUUGCUGAAAAAACCCGCACACUCCAUCUCAAAGAGCAAAGGGAGUGAUGCUUAAUUCAGUGGAAAUCUGUGUGCUGUCGGGCUCCCACACACCUGCAAGGCUUGGGGGACUAAAAUAAUAAUCCUAGAUAAAGCUACUGCUAUAGCAGCGUGUCCCAGAGUUUUUCCCAUACCAAAAGGCUGGAGAGGAAAGCAUUGUAGUUCCUCAUGUUGUGGGUUCUUGGGGUCCCCCAGCCCCUCAAGUUGUGUUUGGGCUGGACAUUUUGUGGGGUCCAUUGUGUCCAAUGACUCCUGACCAGGCUCCUGGUGAGCCCAGACUCCAUUCUGGGUGCUCAGGUAUCAGAAAUUACUGCUGCUUCAAGAUCUGAAGUGGACUGGUUUCUUUCUGGGAAUUUUUCCCUCAUGUCUGUUUUUCUCAAUGAAGAAGUAAAAAUUACGUAUUUUGGAGAAGGAGGAGCAGACACGAGUAAAAACCCAGGCUUAUUAAGAAAGGGAGGUGCUGGGGAGAAAAGAAAGGGGAAAGAAACUUUUCUGAAAGUGAACAAUAUCGU
This is a messenger RNA of Parus major (Great Tit), 8020 nucleotides long. It is a transcript of the gene DDO, whose product is annotated as D-aspartate oxidase. The record is from RefSeq and is a predicted model, not a curated record. Bases 281 to 1306 code for a protein of 341 amino acids. Gene Ontology annotation, molecular function: D-amino-acid oxidase activity; FAD binding. NCBI's taxonomy places the organism in Eukaryota, Metazoa, Chordata, Aves, Passeriformes, Paridae. The transcript has 6 exons.